Messenger RNA from Saccharomyces paradoxus, 966 nucleotides. RefSeq lists its product as uncharacterized. Bases 1 to 966 code for a protein of 321 amino acids. The record is from RefSeq and is a predicted model, not a curated record. The transcript has a single exon. Lineage: Eukaryota; Fungi; Ascomycota; Saccharomycetes; Saccharomycetales; Saccharomycetaceae.
AUGGUUGACGCUAGGGGAAGUACACCUUGUUUAAUCGGUGAUUCUAUAAGGAACAUCAAUGAUGAAAACAGUUUGGAUUUCCAGUAUAGUAAUCAGUUUAAUGAGGAAGGCGAAGCUUCGAGGUUACUAACGCCACAAACGAGUUCUAAUCAUGCCCUAAGCAAGAUGCAGAAGGACGAUGAUAUUCGAGAUAGAUCUUACACAUCCGUAGCGGAAUUGAACCGUGAAGGUGCUUUGCUAACCGACGAAGUUGAUUUGGAGAACGUUGAUGCUUCGAAGGUUCGCAGUAGUAGAGACGACCUAGAGGCUGAAGAGAAAAGGAAAAAACUGCUUUUGUUUAAGAAAAAGCAAAGAAAUAGAUCUAUCAAUUCAGACAGUUUCUCCUCUCCUUCUUUGCGUGCUUCAAAAUCGAAUUCACUGAUUACGUCUACUGAUCCUGUCGAAGAUCACAUUAGUAAAUACUCUUCAUCAGGCACACCUGAAAAUAUUACAGGUAAAGCAGACGACGAAGAUGAAGACAUAAUUAGAAACUCCUACGGGCAGAUGAUCAAAAACAAUUCCAACAGACCACAUUUAGCAAAGGGUGAAUCGUAUCAAUCCGCAGAACAAGAAUUAGAUCAUACGGCGCCUGAAAAAUCAGAAAAAAGACAAGAAAGAAGCGGUAGAUCUUUUGAUAGACAAAAAUCAUCGGCUGAAUUUUUAAGAUCUUUAUCGAGGUCAAUAAGUCGCGGACCCGCUAAAAACAAAACGGUUUCACCCUCUAAGGGGGAAGACUCAAGAAUGUAUAGUACCAGCAACUACUCUAUAUCAUUAGUUGAUUUGGAAAACGGACCCAAGGUUAUCCCGGAAACCCUGGAGGAAGAGCAGGAGGAUGCCGAAAAGGAGGGAGUUUUGAUGGAAGAUGAGGGCAAUGAAGAAUACACCAAAGAUUUGGAAGAAGCAGCUAACAAAGUUCAACAACCAUGA